This is a messenger RNA of Cylicocyclus nassatus, 497 nucleotides long. The record is from the annotation of a GenBank genome assembly. Lineage: Eukaryota; Metazoa; Nematoda; Chromadorea; Rhabditida; Strongylidae.
GUGUUUUGUUUGGCUACUUCUCUUAAUUAGAUCAAUAUGGAGUGAUACAAUGUGGUUGGACGGGCCGUUUGUUGUACUUUGAUUUGAAAGCAAAGAAAUGGCGGCACCAGAUGCUCCGUUUUCAUCAUUUAUGCCGUUUUUUAUGGAUUAUCACUCAUAAGUUUUUCCUAAUAGGUAAAAUGGUGAACGUGCCGAAAACCAGAAGGACUUUCUGUGACGGCAAGUGCAGGAAGCACACCAACCACAAAGUCACCCAGUACAAGAAGGGUAAGGAAUCCAAAUUCGCUCAAGGACGAAGACGUUACGAUCGCAAACAGGCAGGAUUCGGAGGUCAGACCAAGCCCAUUUUCAGAAAGAAGGCUAAGACCACCAAAAAGAUUGUGCUUCGUAUGGAGUGCACAGAGUGCAAACACAAGAAGCAACUCCCCAUCAAGAGAUGCAAACACUUUGAGUUGGGAGGACAGAAGAAGGCUCGUGGACAAGUCAUUCAAUUCUAA